Messenger RNA from Carica papaya (papaya), 1383 nucleotides. NCBI's taxonomy places the organism in Eukaryota, Viridiplantae, Streptophyta, Magnoliopsida, Brassicales, Caricaceae. The record is from RefSeq and is a predicted model, not a curated record.
AUGGAAGUAGAAAUCAUUUCUCAAGAGAACAUAAAACCAUCUUCCCCGACACCUCAGCAUCUUCGAGUCUUUAAGCUCUCUCUUUUAGAUCAGUUCAUGCCUUCUAUAUAUGUCCACCUUCUCCUGUUUUAUGAUUUCUCCAAAAAUGAUCGUCACUGCGGUAACCAUUAUCUUCAUCAUCAACAUAGUACCUUGGAACGACUACAGUUGCUAAAGAAAUCUUUGUCAGAAACAUUAACUCUCUUUUAUCCUCUUGCUGGAAAGAUGAAAGAUGAUUUUUCCAUCGACUGUGACGACGAAGGGGCUAAUUGCUUGGAGGCUAGAGUUAACUGCACCCUCCAUCAAUUUCUUUUCAAGCCUGAUCUUGUGUUAUUGCAUAAAUUUCUUCCUUGUCAACCUCUUCUUUCGACAAGAUCAGUUGCCGGAACUUAUGUAACCAACAUUCAAGUUAAUGUAUUUGAGUGUGGAGGAAUUGCUAUUGGCAUGAGCAUUUCACACAAGAUCGUUGAUGGCGCUGCACUCAGCACCUUCCUUGAGGUGUGGAGUGCUAAUGCUCGUGACAACACCUGCAACAAGAAUAUUGAUAUUGGUGAUUUAUUAUCAGUAAGCUUUGUUUCCACUAGUCUCUUCCCCGCGACGGAGGACCCCUGGCUAAGAGAUUCAGCCACUGAGAUGUGGGGUUCGUUGUUGAAGGAAGCCAAGUUUGUGACGAGGAGAUUUGUGUUUGAUGCGCCGGCAAUAGCCAGCCUCAAGGACCGAGCAAGGAGCUCGACUCGAGUGGAGGCUGUUUCAGCACUUAUAUGGAAGUGCACCAUGGCAGCAUCUCAACAAAAACAUGGAAUCUCAAGACGUCGUUUACUGACGCACACCGUGAACCUGCGGACAAGAAUGUCACACCCUGCAUCGAAGAAUUCGUUGGGAAAUCAGGUGUGGAUCGCGAGUGCUCGACUCAGGGCAGAUGAGGAGAGAGACCUGGACCAGUUAGCAAGGGAGGUUAGAGUUGGAAUAUCAAAAAUCAAUGGUGAUUUCGUAAAGGAAAUAGGAGGGAAAAAAGGGAAAGAAAUGAUGUUGGAUUGUGUAACAAAAAUAGGGGCGUUUGGCAGUAAUGAGGAAGAGGAGUAUUUGGGGUUCACGAGUUGGUGUAAGCUUGGGUUCUAUGAAGCUGAUUUUGGGUGGGGGAAACCUCUGUGGGUUAGCAGCAUUGGAUUUGAAGCUCCAAUAUUUAUGAACUAUGUUGCUUUAAUUGAUACCAGGUUAGGUGAUGGCAUAGAAGCUUGGAUCACCAUGGAUGAAGAGGAGAUGAUAAUAUUACAAAAUGACAAUAAUCUUCUUAACUAUGCUUCCAUAGAUCCUACUCCUUCUAUGGUUGUUCAGAGUAUGUGA